Messenger RNA from Scedosporium apiospermum, 1401 nucleotides. RefSeq lists its product as uncharacterized. Bases 1 to 1401 code for a protein of 466 amino acids. Lineage: Eukaryota; Fungi; Ascomycota; Sordariomycetes; Microascales; Microascaceae. Gene Ontology annotation, biological process: protein phosphorylation. Gene Ontology annotation, molecular function: ATP binding; protein serine/threonine kinase activity. The transcript is spliced from 2 exons. The record is from RefSeq and is a predicted model, not a curated record. Gene Ontology annotation, cellular component: cytoplasm.
AUGGCGCCACCCGACAACCACCAUCCCUCGACACGAUUUAGCCUUGUGCCUUUGAACGACCGGGCAAAGGCGGCAACGGCGCACCCAAACAACGCCUACAUUGCGCGAAAAUCGGACGACGGAAAAAUUGUCCUGGAUAUCUGGCGUGUUCUCUCGACGUCCGGUGAUACCACUCUUGCGACAUUAGGACGUACCGGAGAUGUGUUUGUGGAAGGCAGCAACAUAUCGAGAAUACAGUGCUCUUUUGAAGUUCACCCGGACACCGGUCUCGUCAUGUUUCAAGACCGGUCGCGGAGUCACACCACUCAAGUUUUCGGUGAAAAUGUUAUCCAAUUUGCACAUGGCCGCCCGCGGAAGGUCGUUUUGUUUAACGACACUCAGACGAUUAUUGGAUUCGGUGGCGAGCAUCAGGACUCGGUGCAAUUUGAGGUAAAAUGGCUCCAUGAGGCGCCCCAGAGAGAGAUGGCUCUGGCCGAGGAGCGGGAGCAAAAUCCCAGACAGGCCCAGACUAUUGACCAAGAUAACACGGCCUUGCCCUCGCAACGCCAAACCAGAAUCCACGCGAGCCGGCUCUCGGAGCCCAAGUUGAGAUGGCGAUCCGCUGGAGAGGAACUCGGUAGGGGAAGGUCGAGCGUUGUCUUCAAGGCUGUUAACUGUGACACCGGAAAUUUCUUGGCGGUGAAGGAGUUUAAUCAUGUCGCUUCCGCUGAACAGCGGGACAGGUUGAAGAGAGAAGUGGAGAUUCUCUCCUCGAUGAGCCAUGCUCACGUCGUGGACUAUAUGGGGAUAGAGGACUGCAAUGGAUUCCGACCGAAAAUCUUCAUGGGCCUCAAGGAUGGGUGUUUGGUAUCACUGGCUAAGGAAGAGUGUUCCUCCCAACUAGCCUUGGACGUUUUUCGCCAGAUGUUGGACGCCCUUGACUUUCUAAAGAAAAAGGACAUCAUCCACCGUGACCUCAAGCCCCAGAAUAUCCUUUACGUUCGCCGAUCGCCAUCUGACCCAAGCGGUGGGUAUCGCUUUGAGUUGGGCGAUUUCGGUUUUGCCAUCCGUGCCACGACGGCCCGGGGGGAUGCAGGUACCCCCAUCUAUAUGGCGCCAGAGAUAGUUCGAGGAGAGCCGCAGUCGCAUAAAGUGGAUGUUUGGUCACUUUUCGUGACCAUGUUAUGGUUGUGGGAUUUCGAUGGGUUUCGAAACAAGUCGUGGGAGUUAAUGACACGUAACAUGGUUCUGGAUCACAUUCUCGGCAUCUCGGAGAAGCCUCUUCCCAUGGCUAUUUCCGCAAUGGCCGCCGAAAACCCAGCGGAGCGUGUCUCUGCCGCGGAUAUGCUUCGCAUGCUUCCAACUCUCACCAAGAAUGUGGCACAGACCGACUCAGACCCUCCGGCCUCCCGGCCGGGUUGA